CUCUUCGGUCUUUCUUUUGGUUUGUAUGCUACGCCUCGCGGAGUCUGUCUGUCGCUACUCUACACAACCUAACUAUAUCGUCCUCCUCUCCCUGUAUAUAGGCCCUCCCCCUCCAUCACCUUGAUUGUUUACCUUGCUCGAUUUCCCCGCCUCUGCUCGCGUGACCAGACGAUCCUCCCUCCACUCUGAUUAACCGUACCGGAAACCCCGCCCGAUUGCGUCGCUGUACAUAUCUUUCCACACAUGUAUCUAUAGACUGAUCGCCCUAUUGUCCCAAAACUUAUACUACCAUCUGUGCCAAUGAGCGGGACGCCUGCGAGACUAUGCGCGGACUUCUUUCCGAGCGCGCUGAGAACGUCCCGCGGUGCCCUCAUCCGACCAGCCACGCUCCGCGGAAACCGUCGGGUGUGUAGCAGGGAGCCCCGAAGAGGUGUUCACCAUGUCCGUCGGGCACCGACAUCGUUGACCGGCCAUGCAUGCGGCCGGGCGUAUGUGCAUGGUCUGCAGGACCGCCCCUCUAUCCGGGGUUUCGCCUCGGAGGCCGCCAGCAGAACCGGCGAGAACAUAGAGGGGCAGUUGGAGGGUGGCCCGCUCAAGGAGUACGGCGCGAGGGUCGAGCAGGGACGGUUGCGCGACGACCCCCACCAGAGACAAAUAAUCGAGCGGUUACAAGACCUCUACGAGCGACUGCGAGGCUACAACCCUCCCCCCGUCGACCAUCCCGCCAUCGAGUCGUUGGACCCGGUGGUGCCGAAGACCUCUUUCCUCGGCUCCCUCUUCGGCCGCGGGGCCCAGAAACAUGAACCUACCAUAUCCGAGGACCUGCCCAAGGGUCUGUACAUGUACGGCGAUGUUGGAUGUGGCAAGACGAUGCUGAUGGAUCUGUUCUAUGAGACUCUCCCGGCGAAUAUCUCGUCUAAGAACCGGAUCCACUUCCACAACUUCAUGCAGGACGUGCACAAGCGGAUGCAUGUGAUCAAGAUGAAACAUGGCAAUGAUUUCGAUGCGCUGCCGAUGGUCGCUGCCGAGAUUGCUGAGAAGUCGAGCGUGUUGUGUUUCGAUGAGUUUCAGUGCACGGACGUGGCGGAUGCGAUGAUCUUGCGACGACUCCUCGAACUCCUCAUGUCCCACGGCGUCGUACUCAUCACCACCUCCAACCGCCACCCCGACGAUCUCUACAAGAACGGCAUCCAGCGUCAAUCCUUCAUCCCCUGCAUCAAACUCCUCCAGACCGCCCUCGAAGUGAUCAACCUGAACUCCCCAACCGACUACAGAAAGAUCCCCCGCCCCCCAGCCGCCGUGUACCACAACCCCCUGGGCCCCGACGCUGAGCGCCACGCCCAAAAGUGGUUCGACUUCCUAGGCGACCCAGUCCACGACCCUCCGCACCCGGCGACGCAAGAAGUCUGGGGUCGCAAGAUCCAGGUGCCCCUCGCGAGCGGCAAGGCCGCCAAAUUCACCUUCGACCAGCUCAUCGGACGCGCCACCGGCGCAGCAGAUUACCUCGAAUUAGUCAGGAACUACGACGCGUUCAUCAUCACCGAUGUACCGGGGAUGAACCUGAACCAGCGAGAUCUCGCCAGACGGUUCAUCACGUUUAUCGAUGCCGUCUACGAGAGUCGGGCAAAACUAGUCCUCACCUCCGAAGUCCCCCUAACCAACCUCUUCCUCUCCGAAACAGACAUCAAAGGCUCCGUCGAAGACGGUAGCGACUUAUCCGACGCAAUGCGCAUGAUGAUGGACGACCUAGGUCUGUCGAUGCAAGCGCUGAAAACGAGCUCCAUCUUCAGCGGCGACGAGGAGCGGUUUGCGUUUGCGCGCGCGUUGUCCCGGUUGUCUGAGAUGGAGAGCAAGGAGUGGGUGGAGCGCGGUUUGGGCGUGGGGUUGAGUGAGAGCGCGGGCGAGAAGGAGCAUGAUGCUUGGGUGAAGAGUAGGAGUCGGUGGAGUGAGGAUAAUAUGUGAUAUCAUUUAUCUUCUGACUUCUUUGGGGGGUGGUGUGGAUGUGUGUGUAGGAAGGAGGCGUUGCUAGA
Molecule: messenger RNA, 2030 nt
Organism: Aspergillus candidus
Lineage: Eukaryota; Fungi; Ascomycota; Eurotiomycetes; Eurotiales; Aspergillaceae
Product: AFG1 family ATPase
Exons: 4
Coding region: 301-1962 (553 amino acids)
Biological process (GO): protein quality control for misfolded or incompletely synthesized proteins
Cellular component (GO): cytoplasm; mitochondrion
Molecular function (GO): ATP binding; ATP hydrolysis activity
Source: RefSeq, a predicted model, not a curated record